Molecule: messenger RNA, 4492 nt
Organism: Strongylocentrotus purpuratus (purple sea urchin)
Lineage: Eukaryota; Metazoa; Echinodermata; Echinoidea; Camarodonta; Strongylocentrotidae
Product: GMP reductase 1-like
Exons: 9
Coding region: 426-1487 (353 amino acids)
Biological process (GO): nucleotide metabolic process
Cellular component (GO): GMP reductase complex
Molecular function (GO): GMP reductase activity
Source: RefSeq, a predicted model, not a curated record
CGCGCGCGCGGGAAUUAUGCGAAGAAUGUUUUGACGGUGAUCUUGCUUCCAACAGAGGUGAUCGUCAAUUCAAUAUCAUCAGCUAAAUAUCUGUUUUCUGGUAGAAGCGGAAUUCCCGACGUGCUGAAGUGCUUCUCUGUUAAAGAAGGAAUUAGCACACUUUUAAUGACCGGACUUAUUUGAGCUCUCAAUUCAAGGACAAAGUUGCAGAAGCUGACAAACUCAACUGUUUCUGGACUGUUCAUAAUCGAGCUGCUCAUCACUGUGACUGUGUCUCCAAAUACUCCAAAAGACUCCAGCUCCAGCCAGGCAUUAACCACCAAAGAAACACAUCGGCACCAAUCCACUAAGGCACUAGACCUAGGUGUCAUCUAAAUUUCCAAUUACAUCUGUGUUCCACCAGCAUUGUUUAGCAGACAUCCAUCAUGCCAAGAAUCGACAGUGACAUCAAGCUGGACUUCAAAGAUGUGCUUGUUCGCCCAAAGAGGAGCACAUUGAAGAGCCGAUCAGAGGUGGAGCUUCAAGAUAAAGUAAAUUUGACGAGGAAUUACACCUUCAGGAAUUCCAAGAAGACGUAUGAGGGCAUCCCUAUCAUGGCAGCUAACAUGGACACUGUGGGAAACUUUGAGAUGGCCAAAGCUCUUGCUAGUCAUGGUCUGUUUUCCUGCAUCCACAAACAUUAUACUGUGCAAGAUUGGGUUGACUUUGCUAACAACAAUCCAGAGGCAUUAAAGCAUGUAGCAGUUAGUUCUGGAACAUCACAGAAGGAGGCAGACAAAGUGGCCGAGAUCAUCGCUGCUAUACCAGCCAUUCAAUUCAUCUGUCUUGAUGUUGCUAAUGGCUACUCAGAAGUCUUCGUACAAACUGUCAAAGAAUUCAGACGAAACUUUCCAGAGCAUACCAUUUUCGCUGGUAAUGUAGUAACAGGUGAGAUGGUUGAAGAACUGCUCUUAGCUGGAGCUGACAUCAUCAAGGUGGGAAUCGGACCAGGUUCCGUGUGUACCACCAGGAAGAAGGCCGGUGUAGGUUACCCUCAGCUGAGUGCUGUCAUUGAGUGUGCAGAUGCAGCUCAUGGGCUCAACGGACAUAUCAUAUCAGAUGGUGGAUGUACAUGUCCUGGUGAUGUCGUCAAAGCUUUUGGUGCUGGAUCAGACUUUGUGAUGCUUGGAGGAAUGUUCUCAGGUCAUGACCAGACAGAAGGUGAAGUGAUUGAACGCAACGGCAAGAGGAUGAAACUCUUCUAUGGGAUGAGCUCUGCUACGGCUAUGAAUAAACAUGUCGGAGGAGUGGCUAACUACAGAGCUAGUGAAGGGAAGACUGUUGAGGUUCCAUACAAGGGAGAUGUAAACUGCACUAUCUUGGAUAUCUUGGGAGGUUUGCGCUCUGCUUGUACAUAUGUCGGAGCGAGUAAGCUGAAGGAACUCAGUCGCCGUACAACGUUUAUCCGAGUCACACAACAAACCAAUGAUAUAUUUGGGCAUUCCUAAGAAACCUGGAUGGACGCAAUAGGUCCAUGCUCAUUGAUUUCUCUACAGUGAGAAAUCCAUGUAUGUGUAGGGUACACAUUAUCAACCCUUAUGCCUCCGUCACACCUUUGCGUAUUUGGCUUGCGUAUUGCUGCUUUUUUAUGGCAAGCCGUUUGAACAUUUAUUCCUAUUUCUUGAUAUAAAGAAAUGAUUUUCUGUUGUAAAGCAAUGGUAAUUCUUGACAUCAAGAAUUGGACUCUUGAUACCAAGAAUUUGAUUUCUUGAUAUCAAGAAAUAGGAAUAAAUGCUAAAACGGCUUGCCAUAAAAAUGCAACAAUACGCAAGCCAAAUACGCAAAGGUGUGACUGAGGCAUUAAGGCUUGUUCAGAUAUAUUGCAGAAAACUGCUGCAGAAAACAGCCAUGUUUUUUCAAACAUGUAGAAUGAAUGGUGACUGCGGAUAUUCACUGAGUAACUUACAAGAUAUAGAAAUGUAAAGUGACGUAUUACGCUUUAUUGCAUUAUUAAAAUAACGCUGUGGUUUUGCUGCAUCAUAUCCGAACCAGUCUAAACUUUCCCUACUUGUAAGAGUACAUAUAUACCCUCAUGCAUACAAAUAUGAAUACACAUGAAUAUAUUUUGGUUCAUAUCUACUUAUUACCAUCAACUGAAGAAGAAACAAAUUAAAGGCUAUUUUAAUGCAUUAUUGCCAAUGUAUGAAAAGUUUAUUGUCCGAAAUUCGAAAUGCAAACUGGUUCUCUCGUCAGAGAGGUUGCAUAAUACUAGUGCAGCCAAAAUGUUGUCCUGUUUACCACAAAUAUUUAAAGUUUCCUGACUUUCUCUGUUUUUAGUUACUAAUGUAUUCCAUUAUUCUUUCUCUGGUGUAAUAAUACAAAUCCAUACUUGUGUCACUAGUUUAACUUGGUAUUGGUCAAGGUAUUCAGAUUUAAAAUGCUUGUAGAAUUUGAGAACUUUUAAUCCUUGUACUUAUAUAAGACAAGCAUGUAUGGGUACGCCAUAGCCUAGAAAAGUAUCGAUAGAGAAAUGCGUAUUUGUAAGAAAACACUUGGGGAAAUCUUAUAAGACAACUGACUGUAUUCAUUCCUAUACUGUUGUGUGUGUCGUGUCCAUCAUUAUCUGUUAUUCACAAGAGAGAACCAUCUUUUGUUAUUGUGUAAAGCUAUGCGGUAGUGAUGAUGUGCUCCUGUACAGUUUAGUACAAAACAAAAUUGUGGGGGCCCUAUCAUGUACUAGAUCCCAGUUAGUGUCAAGCUCUGAAUAUAAUCUUUGCAACCAGGUGACUUAUAUUGGAGGGUUCUUUCCACUUUCUUUAAAAAAUUCAAUUUAAAAAACUGUCAUAUUGUAUUUGUAAUACACAAUUACUAGACCCACAUAUUUAUAUACCAUAAUGGAUAUAUUUUAGGAUGAAUAAGAUUUUGACAAACUCUUUCCUAGAUACCCUCUCAAGCUCUGUAUGUAGCUUCCAUUUGUUACAAAGAUGUUAGUUUUACGAAAUAUUCUUUGGCAUGUACAAAGUCCCAUUUCAGAAACAUGGGCUGCAUUUGUCAUCCAUUUUGUAUAUUAUAUUUUAUUUUAUUUAAGGAGUCUUUGAUGAUGACUUCCAUUCAAAAUUGAAUAAUCAUAGACUGGGCUCGACACUAAAAGGCACUCAGGAUACAUGGGUGGGUGAUCAAAAGCCAAGUCUGGACCUCAAACAUUUUGAAAUACUUUGAUAUAAGGCUGAUGCAUACAACUGUAAAAUGUUGACUGUCCCCUUUUCAAAAAAGUUUGUGUGGAGCCCUGCCAUAGACAAGUUUUUAUGCCUUGAUGAAAAAAUAAGCAGCUUUGAGGCUUUGAGCAGUACUUGUAAAAUGUAACCAUUUGUAUUUUAGUCAUUACAUAAAAGCUUGUUUGUAUGAUCAGCAUGCCCUAGUUAUAACUGAAAGCUGUGUUUUCAUGUGGAUGAGAAAUAAGUUUCAUGAAUGUUGUUGUUCAUAUAUAUUUUAAUUGAUUUGGAUGUGAUAUAUAUACUGCACAGUAAAUGAUAGGACUGGAUUGGGAAAUGAUUGAUACAAGAUUAAUGUCAUCCCAGUUUGUUUUUAAAAAAUCUUCAAUUUUUGUUGAAAAAUAUAUUACAUUCAAGAAAGUAUUUACAUUUCCAUGGUACAGUGUAUUAGUUUUAUUUGCAUAUUUCCUCCCGUCCAUAUUUGGUUAGACUUUGAAACCCUAUUUAACUGUACUUUGAUUUUCAUAUUUCUUUUGGGAAGUUUGCCUUUUACCUACUAUUUAUCAUAUUUAUUUUAUUUAAUAACUUCAUUUUUAUUAUUAUUAUAUAUUUUUAUUUCAUUUUUUAUUAUUUUUUAGGGGGAGGGGCUUCUUUGUUGUACCACGUUUGAAUUUUUAACCACAGUUCUUAGCAUAGUUUUUAAUGUGAUUUUAGAUUGAUUUUUUUUUUACACAUAGAUUAGAGUGUUUAUUUUUGACUGGUUGUAUUUGCAGUCAGAGAAUGCAGGCUUUUGAUUUUGAUUCUCUUAUUGAUAUCGAUUUAAAGAUUUUAAACUUCAAAUGAAGAAGAAAAAAAUCAGUUGAUGGGCAGCUGAUGUGAUUUUAGCUUGUAAGUAUAGAUACAAAGUUUAUUUUUGAGCUUUGUAGAAAUAUAUUUGGCAUUGUGUGAUGAAGGUUCAGAGUUUUUAUAAUUCUUUUUUGUUAUGAUUAUUUUUCUGAUUCAAUAUCUCUUUCAAUAUAAAUACUUCCAAUUGCCUGGAAAACUAACAGUUUGAUAUAUUUUUGCAAAUCUAAAUAUAGCUUGAUAUUUAGUAUAAUUGCUGAAGUGGCAUUGUCUAUUGUCUGUGUAACAAAGCAAGUAUUCGUUAUUAUAUUAUUCUUUGUGGUUUGGAAAAUGUUUUCACCCCGAUACAAUGAAAUUAUUGUAUACAUUAUACAGUUUUGUUUGCGAACUUUGUUUCACUAUCCCACCAGUAUUGUGCUGUGAUGACGGUGAAUAAUAAAAAUGGAAAUGUAGUGAAA